This is a messenger RNA of Lactuca sativa (garden lettuce), 858 nucleotides long. RefSeq names its product membrane-anchored ubiquitin-fold protein 1. NCBI's taxonomy places the organism in Eukaryota, Viridiplantae, Streptophyta, Magnoliopsida, Asterales, Asteraceae. The record is from RefSeq and is a predicted model, not a curated record.
AGUCUUCAGUAGUCCUUUCUCAUUAUUUCUUUCACACGAUUGAUAUGACCCCACAAAGUUCAAAUUUCAUAGAAAUUACAGUCUCCUUUCCUACACAUUUCCUAUUAUUUUCUUCACGCGAUUUAUAUAAACCUCUGUGUUUUUUCUUUCAAAUUCAUCAGCAAAGAAAACCUAUCGUCUUUGUUCUCACGAAAUUCAUCACUGUAGUUGAAUCCAGAAUCCAGAUCGAUUUCUUUGAUCUAAUGUCAGGGGUGCCAGAUUCACUUGAGAUCAAGUUUCUUUUGAUUGACGGAUCGGUUAUUGGUCCUUCAAGCUUCCCAAUAGCCACAAGUGUGGCUUCUUUGAAAGAAAGUAUCAUUUCUCAAUGGCCUGAAGGGAAGGAAAAUGCUCCAAGAACGAUAAAAGAUGUAAAAUUAAUUAGUAAUGGAAAAGUAUUGGAGAACAGUAAAACGGUUGGAGAAUGCAUGAGUCGGUUUUGUGAUGUUCCUUGUAGCAUUACAACCAUGCAUGUAGGUAUUAACCAAGCACCUCAAGAAAAAGUGGUCAAAUUCAAACAAUUGAGCCAUCAUAGCAAGUGUUGGGGUUGGGCUACCAAAAGAGCACAAGCAUCAAAGCCAUAGCUAGAGAUUGGGUUCGGGCAUCUUCGUCCGUUUUGGUCAAAAUAGGCAGAUUACUCUAAUAAUUUUGUCAAAAAUUCUAUUGGUUUGAGUUUUUGCUAUAAACAUGUUCUUAUUGUAUGCGUUCAUGCUUUCUUCGUAGCGUCUUAAAUCCCUAGAUUCAAGUGGUUGCAUCUGUAAUGUACUAAAUAUCUGUCAUAAAUUCAAGUGUUUGCAUGUCCAGUGUACUAAAGUUUAAAUA